UCAGCCCCCCUGCCUCUGUCUUCCCUUCUCCUUCACCCGCAGGAGCCCAGACACCCUCCGGCUCUAGAUGCUGCUCCUGCUGCUGCUGCUGUCCCUGCUGCCGGCCGCUGAGUGGGCCGGGGGGAGAGGGCCGGGGAGGGCUGCUCCUGACCCUCGAUUCCCCACAGGGUCCCCGGCUCAGGACCGGAGAUACUGGCUGGAGGUGCAGGAGUCGCUGGAGGUGCAGGAGGGCCUGUGCGCUUCUGUGCCCUGCAGUUUCCUCUAUCCCCUGAAUAACUGGAAUGACUCUUUCCCUGUGCAUGGCUACUGGUUCCGGGAAACGCCGUUUUUAUUACGGAGUGGUCCGGUGGCCACAAACAAGCCGGGUCUAAAAGUGCAGCCGGAGGCCCAGGGCCGAUUCCGCCUCCUUGGAAACCCCCGGGACUAUGACUGUUCCCUGGACAUCAGAGACGCACGGAGAAGUGACUCAGGGAAAUACUUCUUUCGGGUGGAGAGAGGGUCUUUUGUGAAAUACAAUUUCCAGUGGAACCUGCUCUCUGUGAAUGUGACAGCUCUGACCCAGACACCCAACAUCCACAUCCAGGGGCUCCUAGAACCUGGCCAGCCCAAGAACAUUACCUGUAGCGUGCCCUGGGCCUGUAAGAGGGGGACGGCCCCCACCUUCUCCUGGAUCGGGGACGCCCUCACCUCCCGGGGCCCCAGGACCCUCCUCUCGUCCAUGAUCACCCUCAUCCCGAGGCCCCAGGACCAUGGCACCAACCUCACCUGUCGAGUGACCUUCCCGGGAGCUAAUGUGAGGGCAGAGACAAGCAUCCGGCUCAAUAUGUCCUCAGGGGACCGGCUAUUUGUUCCGGCUCCAGACGUUCCACAGAACCUGACCAUCCACAUCUUCAGGGGAAAUAGCACAGGUCCCAGAUUGGCCCCUGUUCCUCCCCUGCUCAGAACGUCCCCAUGGCUCCCCGUGGCCUCGGAGAAAAGGCCGAGAGCAUCACCUGUGUGUGAGCCUCCAAGUGUUUCCCUGCAAACGGCCAGACCUACGUGUGUCCACGCCCCUCCUCGGCAUCACACAGAAGUCUACGUCCUGGGAUGUCCUCUGCCAGGCCUAGAUGUGGCCAACUCUCGCCCAGAGGCUGAGCUGGUCCCGGGGAAGCCUGACCCUGAGCCCUUCCCGGCCCUCGCAUCCUGGUGUCAUAGUGCUGCCCCAGCUGGUCUUGGGGGAUGGAGGAGAAUUCACCUGCCGAGCUCAGCACGCGUGGGGCUCCAGCCACGUCUCCCUGAACCUAAUUGUGCAGGGACUCUCCUGUUCUUGCCCCCACAUCUCUGGAGAGCAGCAGAACACCUGGCCCCUGGUCCUCACCCUGCUCAGAGGGGCCCUCAUGGGGGCUGGCUUCCUUCUCACCUAUGGCCUCACCUGGCUCUACUAUACCAGGUUCAGAGGCUCCAGAGAGGAUAAGGCUGCAGGUUGUAACUGAGCCCCCUUCCUCGCGGUGGUGCUCAUGUCUGGUGGCUGAAAUGGUAUCCCGAGACUCGGCCUGGCACUGCUCUCCUGGAGCAAGACGCCCUGGAAGACGUGGCCUUGCCUCCUCUCCAGAACUAAAGUCUCUUCACCUCUGGUCCCGAAAAGCUUCCUGGUGGUUCUGCAUCAAUGGCAGGCGAGGGAGAGUGAGGGGACGGAUAGAUCUUUCUUAUUAUCGAUUUGAAUUACGUAUCCCCUAUGUAACAUUUUCCUUCUGCGUGUUCCUCUUAAUGUGGUUCAACCCCGUA
Suricata suricatta (meerkat) is the source of this 1764-nucleotide messenger RNA. Its product is annotated as sialic acid-binding Ig-like lectin 14. Bases 68 to 1453 code for a protein of 461 amino acids. NCBI's taxonomy places the organism in Eukaryota, Metazoa, Chordata, Mammalia, Carnivora, Herpestidae. Gene Ontology annotation, molecular function: sialic acid binding. Gene Ontology annotation, cellular component: plasma membrane. Gene Ontology annotation, biological process: cell adhesion. The record is from RefSeq and is a predicted model, not a curated record. The transcript is spliced from 7 exons.